CCACCUUGUACUUUCCGUGAACUACGGUGGCCGGGAAGGGGCCGGUGUUCGCUGGAAUGGCGGUGCGAAGGUGGUGUGGCUGGAGUCACAUCUCUGGCAGGUUUUACUGAAGAAACGGCUUAGAGGUUCAUCGCUUUUCUAAGAUUAAUAUUUGCAGUUUGAAGUUGUCAGCCUUCUCAUAAGAUGUAUUUCGGCCAUCAAAAUGAAAGCUUUCCUUGACAUUUUAGAGCAAUUAUACAGGAAGAUACUUCUUGGCGCCACACUUGAAAAUGACAGCCAUGAUUACGUCUUUUAUCUCAGCCUGGCAUUUUCAGAUCAAGACUGUUCAGACUGCUCAGACAACCUUGAUGUCGAGGGUGUGCAUCGGCCAUCCUCUGUCCAUUUGGCUACCGUUUCCGUAGCACCUGUGUGUUUGAAGAGGCACUCUCAGAUGAGCAGUACCCGAGAAGUAAUGCUCCUUCAGUUAACAGUGAUCAAAGUAAUGAUAACCAGAACAUUGUCUGUUGAAACUGAAUUCCAUGCAAAGGAGAAAUACAGAGAUAUAAUUAAAAUCCUUUUAAAAUCAUCUGACAUCGAUUCUAAAUUAACCUGUAUGUUCCAAAACUCGGAUAAAUUGUUGUCUCACAUGGCUGCAAAGUGCCUUGCACUACUUCUGUAUUUCCAAUUGAGAGAAAAGAUAACAUUAAGUAAUUCCUGGAUUGCUUUUUGCCAGAAAAAUCUUUCUGAAUAUCCUGAAAGAGAUAAAGCAUUGUAUUGCCUCUCAACUCUUACCAUUGUAAUGAAAGAAAUCUUAAAAGAUACGUGUUCACAAAAAACAGAAAUUUUAAAGCAGUUCCUGACUCCUUUUAACACCAUUUUUGAAGUCUUUUACAAUUCCUUGUUUUCUCAGCAUUUUGAAAACCACCAAGAUUUUUCUAAAAUCGUGAACAGCUUGAUAUGUUUCCUGGAAUUGCUUGAACUUCUUAUCGCCUCCAGAAUCCACCUGAAGUUACAUUUCACUUGCCAGAGGAUUUUAUUUUUGAAGCCUUCUUGUGUGUUAGACGUUAUCUCCUGGCCUGUUCAGGCUUUUGUCAAAAGGAAGUUCAUCAUAUUUAUCAAAAAGUGCCUUCUCUGCAAAGUGGGUGAAGACCUUUGUCGGGGGUCUGUCCCUGCCUUAAUGCCGCCAGAUGAUCACUUAGAUGUGGACAUGUUGGCUUUAGCUGACGCUGUUUUGCAAGCUGUGGAUUUGGGCUUGUUGAGGACAUUGUCUGUCCAUGGAAAACCUUCCCACUUUGGAGGCGAUGAAGUUCAGCCUGGUUGGGAGCAUGUCCCUGGUCCAGAUUAUGUGAUCCUCAGAGCAGCAAGUUUACCUAUCAUUAGAUCCUUAGAAAUCAAGUUUCAAAAUUGUGCUUCAGCAGACGAAAUGAAAGUUGAUUUACAGAGGUUUAUGUCUGAGUUGCUGACCUUCUUAAAGCGUCACCUUCAGCCCUCUCUGCAGUCACACAAUCUUUGUGAGUGGUUAUCUAGGGUCUUCGUAGAGCAAGACGAUGACAUGCUGGAGGCUGCCAAAGCAUUGCUGGGCAUCUACCUAAAGCUGACCAGGAAAUGUGAAGCUACUGAAAGCUUGACCCAAGAAAAAGAAAUGUGGAACCAUCACACACAUGAAAAUGGCUACAAUCCACACUGUAUUUUCUUAUUCUUAUUGAAAACUAUAGUAUUUGACUCUACAGUUCUUCUUGAUUUUUUGAUUUCAUCAGAAACAUGUUUUCUUGAAUAUUUUGUUAGAUAUUUAAAAUUAUUGCAAAAGGACUGGGAUCAUUUUUUCACUGUUUGCAAGUACUUUGAUGUAACUGAAUCUAAAGAUAGCGUAAAUAUUUAUUGUUGUAUCUCUUCACUUGUCCAAGACAGUAGCAGCAACUGGACAGAACCUGGUCCUUUGGCUGUUCUUAGUCAUCACAGAAAUGCUCAUGCUUGCGUCUGCCAUGCUUCCGAUGCUUCUUCAGAACCACUGAACCAGAUCGUGUUGUCCAAGGAAGCUUACACCACACUCCCGGCUAAUAGUCUGUCUCCCUGCAGAGCUUCUCCAAGUCUGGUAGAUUAUGACAGCUCUGAUGAUUCUGAAGAAGAAUCCACAAACCAGCGUUUAGCAAACAGUAGACUGACAUCUUUCCACCAAGAAGCAGUGAAGAAAAUUCAGGACAGAAUUGGGACAAGUAGGGGUGAAAAAGAACUUAGCCUGAAGCCUCAGUCACGGCCUCUGGUUCCUAAAGAAUCCAACACUCCCUUCUCUGUGGAUUGUGACCUAGCCUCAGAUAGCACUGCCUCUCAAGUAGGAAUAUGUUACAGGACAGUAAAGUGCUUUGAAGAGCUUCGAGGUGCCAUUUACCGUUUACAGAAGAAAAAUCUGUUCCCGUAUAAUCCGACAGCGCUUUUGAAGUUGUUAAAACAUGUCGAGGCAAUAUAUAAUAAAAGUUUGAACCCUUUGUACAACAGUGGCAUUUUAUUUCCACUAACUGUCUUUCCCUAAUAUAAAUUGUGCCUUAAUGAGACAAUAGUUAUUAAAAAAAAAAAAAAACCUCAAAAGAAGGGUUUUCUAAAUCAUGUCUUUUUUGCCUUUUAAAAGCAGCCUAGUGGCUAAAAAAGAUAAAUCAGAUGGCAAAUCACCUGAUACAGUUGUACAGCACUAGAAAUUCAUGGUAGUUCAAACUUACACAAAUGUGGGAUGGUUAUUGUAUCCGUUUUCUAGGGCUGCUGUUACCAAUUACCUUGAACUUGGUGGCAUAAAACAACAGAAAUUUAUUCUCUCACAGUUCUGGAGGCUAAAAGUUCAAAAUCAAGACGUCAGCAGAGCCAUGGGACACUAGGGAGAAGUCUUCCCUGCCUCCUCCUAGCUUCUGGCCAUUGCUGGCAAGCCUUGGUAUUCCUUGACUGGUACGUGCAUCACUCUAACCUUUCUCCAUUGUCUUGUGACAUUUCCCCUGUGUGUCUACCUGUAUCCAGUUUCCCUCUUACAAAGAUGUCAGUCAUUGGAUGGGGGCCCGCUCUCAUCCAGGAUGACCUCAGCUUAAUUAUAUCAGCAAGGACCCUAUGUCCAAAUAAGGUCACAUUCACAGGUUCUGGGAAGACAUGAAUUUGGGGAGGGACACUGUUUAAGCCAGUACAGAUAUUUAGGUGUAAUGUGAUAACAUAAAAACCUUAAAAUCUUAGCAGUUUUUAAAAGAGAGAUGAUUAGCUCUAUGUAUAUGUAUGUGUGUAGCCUAUGGACAUGAG
Molecule: messenger RNA, 3249 nt
Organism: Camelus dromedarius (Arabian camel)
Lineage: Eukaryota; Metazoa; Chordata; Mammalia; Artiodactyla; Camelidae
Gene: LINS1
Product: lines homolog 1
Exons: 7
Coding region: 203-2506 (767 amino acids)
Source: RefSeq, a predicted model, not a curated record